AUGUCUGAUUCGCAAAGUUCAUCCAAUAAAAGACGUACGACAGUAAAACGAAUAAAUUAUGAUGAAAGGAAGGCAGAUGCAGAAUUGGCUAAAAGGAUUAAGCAGUUAGAAAAGAGCAAGGUUAAGGGUAGUAAUAAAACAUCUGGGAAACAAAAAUCUCUUGCUUUUAAAUAUCAGAGGUUUCUUCAGGACAAGACAAUACCGUGGAAUUUUAUUCCAUCUCUUCCUGCAACUUUCAGAAAACACAGCAGGUUUUCCAAUAUUUUAGAUCUUGAUGAAGCUUUUGUAAAUAUCAAAGAGCAGGUGCUCAUGAAUUCAUCAAAUGUUAUUCUAAAGAAAAAUGAGCAUAUAUACAUGAUUUCAGAACCCCCAGGUGAGCCGUAUUAUGUUGGACGCAUUGUGGAGUUUAUUGCGAAGCCAGAAUUCCGUGAGAAAAUUAUUUCUGCUGUGCAAAUGGGUAUUUCGCAUGUAUUUCCUGCGAAGUACUUUCAAUUAUGUAUGAAUUGGUACUAUCGAGCUCGUGAUAUCCAAGAUAACCCACAUAAUGCCAACCCAAGGUUGCUUUAUGCCUCUUUACACAAUGAUAUUUGCCCGAUUCAGUCUUACCGCGGGAAGUGUACCGUAUUGCAUAAAUCAAAAAUUUCUAGCUCAAAUUUUGAAGAGUAUACAAUGAAGCCGAGUGUUUUCAUAUUUGAACAAUUAUUCGAUCGAUAUCUUCUGAGUUAUUACGAUGUCUGGAGUACAGCAGAAUUGUUGAAACUGAAUCCUAAAUCGAGCUACCUAAUAGGGUUAUCUGAAAGGUUUCCAUACGUCUUUACAGAGGUAAAGUACCCGUUGGUAAACUUUAUUAGAAAGUAUAUUCUUGCAGAAGACUUCACAUCUGAAAAAAGUUCCGAACUGUGGGAUCAGAAAUGUGGCCAUUGUAAGGAAUGGUGUGAGCCUGCGCAAACAAUUAGAUGCGACACAUGUAAAAUACCUUUGCAUUUAUACUGUUUGGACCCCCCAUUAGAUAGAAAGCCAGGUAAAGGUGUGUCCUGGAUCUGUUAUACUUGUGUUCUCAGACAAAACAAUGAAUCCAUUCAAGACGAUGAUUGUGGCAGUGAGCUUAUCAAACAACAAGCUUUGGAUCUGGAAAAAGCAGCCUACCCACAAAUUGGCAACGGUAUGAAUCGCCCUAAUUGCUGGUACCAAUAUUUUGGCUCUAAGCUGAUAUGUCAUUUAGAGGACUGCCUUUCUGUCGACAUGGUAAUUCCGUAUCCAUUAAAGUGUUCAAGGAUUGGAAGUAAGAACCAGUGGUCUGAAUGUAGUGAAUCUGAAUGGGUACCAAGACCCUAUUAUGGUGCUGAUGGUGAAAGAGGUGAAGAUUCUACUUCCCAAUUGCUAUGGGCAUUGGAUACUGAAAAAAUAUCUGCAGAUGAAGUGGACAACUACGUACAGCAUUGUAGCAAUGAACUGCCCAAAUCGCUAGGUAUUACUCCUCAAGCCACUAAUUUCCUAGAUAUGGCUAUGAAGGCAUUGGUUGACAAUCAGUACAAUUGUGAUGCUGGGUUUAACGAAUGUAAAGCCAAAAUGACAAGGGAUUCUCUGAAAGAACCUACAUUUACUAAAGAGGAGGUUAAGCGAUUUGAACAGGCGGUUGCAGAACAUGGUAGUGAACUUCAUCCCGUUUGCAAAAAAGUUAAAACACAGCCGAUGUCGAUGAUUGUUAGGUUCUACUACAUUUGGAAGAAAACAGAGAGUGGUAGGAGGAUAUGGGGUAACUUUAAAGGCAGGAAAAAGAAUGAAAAGGGGAUACAGCACAUCAGAAACGAGAACAAUGACAGCAGAAAAUCAAGGACAAGAAAACGAGGUAUUACUGACAAAACUGAAAACCCUGACAGGCAGUGGAGGCACGUUGAUGACUCUUGUUUUGACUCUGAAAAAAUCAACAAGGUAAAAGCAUCCUUUCAGUGCAUGUUCUGUGAUGUCGAUUAUUCACCAUUGUGGUAUAGAGUGACAGGAGGUUCUGAUGAUGAAAAUAUUCAAUCUAGAAUGAAAAUUGGCGUUAAUGAAAAGACAAUUAAUUCCGAUAAAUUACCAUCGAAAUUGGUACCGAGCAAUGAAGAAAAAUUAGAAGCUUUAUGCAUCAGAUGUGCACGCCUAUGGAGAAGAUACGCCAUAAGAUGGCAGCAACCUAUGGAGGUACUAAAAAAAUUGAACGGGACAAGUACAAAUAACCUACAAAGCAGUUUACUUCAACUGCUAGAUGACCCUAAUGACUCUAUAAUGAAAUCUUCUUCUCAGCAGACACAUUCGAAACAGGUGGAAUGGGAAUUAGUUCAAGAUACGGAGCUUAUUAUAAAGCAACGCUUUAGUAUGAUCUCGAAUCCAAUGAAACUAUUGAAGAUGAAACGGAACUGCAUGAGCAUGCACGGUCAACUUAAUAAGUCAGUCAAGAAAUUAUUAACUACCACUGGGUUCUCUAAUGGACAAAUGCAGGCUGAAUUAGAAAAUUAUAUCGACAAUUGUGCUGCAGAGAUUAGGAAGAAAGAACAAAGGAUCCAAAAGAAUUGCACAACGUUGCCAAAAGUUGAAAACGAAGACAAACAGGAUAAAUUAAUACAGGCUAUAAAUGUGGACCAUAAAGAUACCAUAAUCUGUAAACGCUGUGAGGAUGACCAGGUUGAUGAAUUACAUAAGGCUAAGAAGCCCAGAACCAACAUCCAAAAAUCACACAGUGGUUCAUCUAUUAUUUUACAAGUGCCGGGUAUUGCAGAUAAUAACGAAACCGAGCAAAUUACUGUUGACAGUCAGUUUGAAUAUAUCAGGAUUCCAGAAUCUAUACAUCAUAAACUUUUUGGUGAAAUGUUGCAGUCAAACAGCAUCAAUGGGUCUUUAAAAGCGAUGAAUGAUGCUAAAUUUAACACUAACAACCAACGUCCGUAUUUUGCCCGCACACAACCAAUGAAUGACAGCAAUAUACCUAUAGUUCGGCACACCCAGUGGUAUGAUGGAAUCCUGAAGGAAUAUAAUAAACUCAAUCCUCACUAUUGUAGUUGGAUUAACACUAAUUCGAAUGAUAUCAAUAGCGACACAAGCAAAACUUCUGGUAGGUCUAAAAUGUUAAUUUAUUCACCAAAAGCUGGCAGAAAAUCAAAGCCACCGCCAUCAAGUGUCGAAAGUUCAAGUGUAGCAGAUAUAAUUGAAUCGCGUGAUAUAUGUUGUGUAUGCAUGGAUAAAUUUGAUGGAUUAAACGAUGUAGAAUUGACAUGUUAUAACUGUGGUUUGAACAUCCAUCCAUGUUGCUACGGAGUACGGUUUGCACCUGGUUUUCCUUCGAGUGAUUACCCGUGGUUAUGUGAUCCUUGUUCAAAUGAUCGCAACCCGCUGGUUUCAACGAAUUAUCAAUGCUCACUUUGUCAUGCAAGAGAAAUCGAUCAUGACUCCUCUAAGCGCAAGGUAAGGAAAGCAGUACCAGAUGCAUUGAAGUUGGACGUGUCUGGCUCUUGGUGCCAUGUUAUUUGUGCUAUGUUUAAUGAAAAUGUAAAAUUUGGCCUAGUUAACAACUACCAGCCUCUCUACAAUGUGGGAGCAACGCUGCUCGAAAAUAAUGGGAAAAAGUGCGCCAUUUGCAAUAUGUUAGGUGGAGGUUUGGUGCAGUGUGAAAAAUGUAGUUUUGAAUUCCAUGUUACAUGUGCUCAAGACUCACCUAACUUUACUCUCUGUUUUAGAAGGUUUCAUGUCGAAAGUAACCCAGUUAUAUUGCCAUCAGUCGAAGAUAAUGGUGAAAGAUAUACUAUAAAACCAUCUAUCAUAUGCUCUCACCAUUCUUAUGAAGAAAAGUUCUCUAUUGAUACUCUACCAUUAUCUUACAAGUUAAAAACAGGUCAAACCUUGGUGAAAUACUUUUUGGAUAAUUAUAAAUCUUCAUCAGCAGUUAAUGGAUAUACAACUAUAGGGCUGAGAAUAAAUGAAUUUAACUUAUGGACUACUUACGGUAAAGAAAAAUCAAACAUAUUCUCUUUAGUGAAUAACACCCUGGAGGUUGAAAAACCUUCGUAUAAUAAAUGCAUCCAUUGCUCUACAAAGACUUCAAUACACUGGUUUGGUAAUAUAUGCCAUGGUUGUUUUAUUUCUUCAAAUAGAAGUUUAGAUAUCUGCGAUAUUGAUGAUGACAUUUUUCCUAUAGUGCAGAAUUCUGUCUCCCCAAGUCUAUGUGAAAAUCUACUGGAAGGCAUUGACACCAGUAAACUUUCUAUGGAAUUUCACGUCCAGCAGUCUACUAAAAUAAGGAGGAAAGGUGGAAGAUAUGGCAAGAGGAACCUACCUCGUCCGACAUUAGACACUACUAACGUUGUAGUUCAAACGAUGGGAACAAAUCUGCCGCUUGAAAGUAAUCAACGACUCAAUGGGCACAACAAUGAUAUGUCGAAUCGGAGAAUAUUGGAACAUGUGUAA
Messenger RNA from Eremothecium cymbalariae DBVPG#7215, 4437 nucleotides. It is a transcript of the gene SNT2, whose product is annotated as DNA-binding E3 ubiquitin-protein ligase SNT2. Bases 1 to 4437 code for a protein of 1478 amino acids. Gene Ontology annotation, biological process: histone catabolic process. NCBI's taxonomy places the organism in Eukaryota, Fungi, Ascomycota, Saccharomycetes, Saccharomycetales, Saccharomycetaceae. The record is from RefSeq and is a predicted model, not a curated record. Gene Ontology annotation, cellular component: Lid2 complex. Gene Ontology annotation, molecular function: ubiquitin-protein transferase activity; chromatin binding. The transcript has a single exon.